Acanthamoeba castellanii str. Neff is the source of this 321-nucleotide messenger RNA. RefSeq lists its product as uncharacterized. Gene Ontology annotation, cellular component: Golgi trans cisterna; Golgi medial cisterna; membrane. The transcript is spliced from 2 exons. NCBI's taxonomy places the organism in Eukaryota, Discosea, Longamoebia, Acanthamoebidae. The annotation marks the transcript as partial. The record is from RefSeq and is a predicted model, not a curated record.
UCGUGGCGCGCGUCGCUGCCGAUCGUGCCCAUCAUCCGGCUGCUGGCGGCGAUCGUGCCGCAGAUCCCGGCGCUUGUGUCGGGCUCCUCGGCGGACGAGGCCCAGAUCCUGGAGUACCUCCGCAACACCACCCUCGUGGGCUUGCUGCCCGUGCCCCACCCGAUCCUCCUCAGGAGGUACCAGUCCAAUGCCGUGGCCAAGAUGUGGUUCACCACUUUCAUGUGGGGUGUGAUCUACCUGCGAAACGUGAACCCGCCCCUGUUCUACGCCACCCGCGUCAAGCUCAUCACCGUCAAGAUGGUGGACACGCCAGCCCCCUGA